Ramularia collo-cygni is the source of this 1683-nucleotide messenger RNA. RefSeq names its product related to alpha glucosidase II beta subunit. Gene Ontology annotation, biological process: N-glycan processing. The coding region runs from base 1 to 1683 and encodes 560 amino acids. The transcript is spliced from 3 exons. NCBI's taxonomy places the organism in Eukaryota, Fungi, Ascomycota, Dothideomycetes, Mycosphaerellales, Mycosphaerellaceae. Gene Ontology annotation, cellular component: glucosidase II complex. The record is from RefSeq and is a predicted model, not a curated record.
AUGAAGAGCGUGGUAGCGGCGCUGGUAGCCCUGGAAUGUGUAGCCGUCGCCAAUGCUGCGAGGCCGCGAGGCGUGGGUCCUGAAUUUGGCAAGUUCUACGACGAUUCCAGGGACUUUGCCUGUAUCUCGACACCCGCCAUCAGCAUCUCUUUCAAUCGCGUCAACGACGACUACUGCGACUGCCCGGAUGGAUCAGAUGAACCCGGCACCGCAGCAUGUGCUCAUCUUUCRCCAUUKUCUCCUCACACGCCUGCAGAUGCAAUCCCUAGCACGGUUGAGAAUAUCUCGAAUGCCCUCCCUGGAUUCUACUGCAAGAACAAGGGACAUCGGCCGUCCUACAUACCCUUCACCAGUGUCAACGACGGAAUCUGCGACUACGAGUUGUGCUGUGAUGGCAGCGAGGAGUGGGACAGUGUGGGUGGAGUGAAGUGCAAGGAUAGAUGUGCAGAAAUAGGCAAAGAAUGGCGGAAACAGGACGAGGCUCGUCAGAAGAGUGCCGGUGUUGCUGCCAAAAAGCGAACGGAGCUGGUCGCCGAAGCUGCACGAUUAAAGCAGCAAGUAGUAGAUCGGCUACAGACUUUGGAGACGGAGAUUCAAGGUGCGGAGAUCAAGGUGAAGGACAUGGAGCGCGAGCUGAGCGAGACGCAACGAAAGGAGGCGGGUAAAGUCGUUAAGCCGGCCGGUUCCAAGGGCGGUAAAUUGAGCGUACUGGUGGGUAUUGCUCAGAACCGCAUGGCGGAGCUGAGAAACUCGCUGGUAUCCACUCGAUCCGAGUUGAACGUGAAGAAGGGUCGUCUGGAACAGCUUGAAGCUAUUAUGUCUACCUUCAAGGAGGAGUACAAUCCCAACUUUAACGACGAGGGAGUGAAGCGAGCUGUGAGGGCUUGGGAGGACUACAUUGCCAACGCAGGUGGGGAUGUUACGAACGAGGCGCAGGAGCGUGACCUGGACGAGAUCACCARGUCAGAUAGUGAAAAUGGUCUGAACUGGGAUGAUUACGUCGAAGAGGAGGACGAGAUGGAUGUUUUAUACGCCUUCGAAAACUACCUUCCACCAACGAUACGCACUUGGCUGGACCAAAAGCUGCGCGAGCUACGCGUGACAUUGAUUCAAAACGGAAUUCUCGCAGACACUGGCUCCUCCAGCGGCGGGGAGAACAAGAAGGUAGCAGAUGCACGCUCCCGCCUUGAAGCCUCGAAAAAGACUUUGGAAGAGCAACAGAAAUCUCUCGAUGACAGCAAGAACGAUUUGUCAACAGACUUCGGCCCCGAUGAUGUCUUCCGUGCCCUGAAAGGAAAAUGCAUUGAGACUGACAGCGGAGAGUACACCUACGAGCUAUGCUUCCUUGACAAGACCAAUCAAAAACCAAAGAAGGGCGGUGGACACACGAACAUGGGCAAAUACGUUCGACUGGAAAAGAUCGUGGUCGAUGAGGAGGUCAGGGCUGAUGGAAAGGGGCUGGGUAGUGGGGAGAGAUGGGCCAUGAAACAUGAAAAUGGUCAGCAUUGCUGGAAUGGGCCCAACAGGAGCACAACUGUUGUUUUGGCUUGCAGUGAGACGGAUGAAAUCUGGAAGAUCUUCGAGGAGGAGAAGUGUGUUUACCGGAUGGAGGUUGGAACUCCGGCGGUUUGUGAAAGUGGAAACAAGGCGAGUCAGAGGCAAGGUGGGAAGGAUGAGCUGUAG